Paramecium sonneborni is the source of this 1053-nucleotide messenger RNA. NCBI's taxonomy places the organism in Eukaryota, Ciliophora, Oligohymenophorea, Peniculida, Parameciidae. The record is from the annotation of a GenBank genome assembly.
AUGAGAACAAAUAAAAUUAAUGAUGAUGGUACUUAUUGGAAAUUAUAAUAUGAACAACUCAAAAAGUAAAAGAAGAUAUUUUAUAACAACGAUACCAAUUAAUAAUUAGUGUCAUAACUAUAAGAAAAAUGCUCAAAAUAUGAACAAUAAAUUCAGAAGUUGAAUUAAAUAAUUAAAUAAGCCUCUCCAACUAAAACUUCAGAUAAUUCCUUUUAAGAUUUUGAAAUUAUUAAAGUACAAUUUAAGUCUGAAAUUGAUCAAAAAGAUUCAUUAAUUCUUCAAUUACAAAGAGAUAACCUUAAUAUUUAAAAAGUUGCUUUAGAAUAGUUAAAAAAAUCAGAUCUACAAAUUGAACAAUAAAGAUGCUAAAUUGAUUAAUUAAAACUUUAAAUAGAAGAGUAAAAUCAACUUAUUUCCCAUUUAUAAUAAAAGUUGUUACAGGAACAAUAAGAAACUAAAGAAUUCAAAGAGAAAAUUAUUAUUUGUGAAAAAAUGAAUGAAGCUUUGGAAUCCACUAUUGAUACACUUAAUCAGAAAAGUUAAACAAAUAGAGAAAAACAAAGUAAGGAAGUUUAAUAGUGGAUGCAGAAAUAUAAAAAAAUUGAAUAAGAAUAUUUAAUCUUAAAAACUAAAAUUGAAGAUCUCUCCAAAUAAAAUUUUGGUAAAUAUAGUGUCGAAAAUCUUGACUUAGCAUCUGUAAUUGAGAAAAUUAAUGAAAGAAUUAACCUAUUAUUAGAGGAAUCCAAAGGAUUAAAGUUAGAAAAAUAAUAAUUGAGUUCUGAAAUAACUAAACUUUAAAAUAAAUUAACUUAGGUUGAAAGUUAAAGUUAAUAAUAAGUUUAAUAAAUUUUAGAAUUACAAACAGAAAUCAAUUACUAACAAUUAAAAGCAAAAUCUAGUAUACAAAUUUUAGAUGAAUAAUAAUAAAAUAUUCCACAAAUAAUAAUCUAAUCAUCAGAAGAUAAAGAUUAAGAGAAUGAUUCUAUUCCUUAACAAGAAGUGUAAUAGGAAGUUUGAAAAUGAUCCUUUUUAUAUUGCAUAUUUAUUCACCAC